CCGAAGCAGUUGCAAAGCUAUUUUAAAUCCUUUCUGGUAAGCUUACUGUAAUUGCUUUACUCAUGUACUGUACUGUAUGCUAAACAAUCUCCUCUUGAGUAGGAUUGUGCCCGAUAGUUUUUUGCUGGAACUAGAAUGGCCUUUUACCUUUUAGACCCUGUGUUGCACUUUAAUGGAUUAAUUAUUAAGGUCUAACACCCUUCCAUUUGUGUCUAAUCACAAUCGAAUUUGUUGCAGAUAAUUUCAGUCACAUUGAUUGCCAUUCUUGAUUUUAUUGCAGUAUACACUACACAGAGUUUUGACUCCUUGUUGGUGCCUUUGGCAUUAUCAGCCAGUGCAUUAAGGAAGGCUGUCACCCCCAAAAUCAUUCAAAAUGGCGGGCUUAUUUGGGGGAUGAAUGUAUUUUGUUUUAAGUGCAAUGGCUCGGAACAUGGCAACCUGUUGUAGUUGGUUACAGAUUUACACUGAAUAGUCAUUAGGCCUAAAAAAACUAGCUGUGGUUCUGGUUUCAUAUCGCGAAAAAAAUUAGGGUUGGUAGAUCGGAAAUAAAUUUUUUUUUUAAAUAUUUUUUUUAUGUUUUUUUUUCAAUAAUUAGUGUGACAACAGACACCAUUUUGGCAGCAGCCCGCAACCACCUGGAGAAAAUUGGGUCGCACGGUCAAUUGCGUUGAAAAAAUAAUAGGGUCGUCAGAAAAAAAUAGGGUCUGUCGUGAACCUGAACCACAGGUAUAUUUUUUAGGCCUUACUCCGUGAUUUCAAGCAUGCACUGCUUAAACCAUACGGUUGCUUAAUUAAGUUAAUUUAUGCUCUCUAUUGUCUGCCAUAGUGGGUUAUGGAUUUACUGGCAAAGUUGCCUGUAGUGCUUAUUAUUGAUGUUUUUCCUAUUAUUUUAUAGCCAAGUGGACUACAGAGCAAAACUUUGGCACUGCAAUUUUUGCUUCCAGAGAAAUGCUGUGAGUUUUUUCUACUUUCAAUAAUUAUAUCAGAGACAAACACAAUGUGGUUUUGUUAAAAGAUAUUCAAGGAAAUUCUGGAAGGUUACAUGCUUGUCAUUCAAGAAAGGAGUCGAAAUAGUGUUCCAAGCUUGAAUGAAAACUGCAGCCUGUUACUUAUUGUGUCUAUUAUGCACUAGUCAUUCGAAACCCCCCAACCCCGGGACUAAGCGGAGUUUUAACAGGAUUUAGCAGAGGAAAUACAGGAUUUUAACAAACAUCGAUUUUCUAGUAGCCGGGUUUUAACACUAGCAAGAAGCAGUGGGGCAUGUGUGCCAGGUUUUAACGACCGGGUUUUAACCACCAUUUUACGUGUUUUUAUGGUCCAGCAUGGACGUUCAAGAUGACUUUCAGACGAUUUUUUCUUAUUCAAUAUUCCUUUAUUUUCUAAUUUCUACUGUGAAAAUCAGAGGAAAUUGAACAUAAAACUUUGUCCAGGGGAGCCAGGUUUUUUAAGUCCUUUAUUGUCGAUUUCAGGUAACUUUUCAACAUGCUGUUCCCAAGUUUGUUGCAAACUUGCCUAUUAUGUUGUCAAGUUUGGAAAUUAGGCGUGAACUUCACAACAAAGUUUGCAAGUUCAUUUCAAAGUUCGAACUUUGAUUGUAAACAAAUGUUCAUACUGUAGUUGGAGUUGAAAUUACUGCAUAAGGCCCUAUGCACGUAUUACUGCAGUAAAAUAUUGGUCCAGUGGUCUCCCAAGACGAAAAAUGCAUUUUUAAAUAAAUUUAUAAAUGAAAUUUUUACAUUUGUUUACAAAUAUCAAAGUUCAAACUUUGAAAUGAACUUGCGAACUUUGUUGCAUAUACUCAUUUCCAGUGGCUCUUGAAAGCUUGUUUUGCCCUAAUGGAUGACUCUAGCUAUUCACGAAAGUUUGAUCUAAACAAGAAGAACACAAUUUAUUACCAUAGCUGGACAUAGCAUCUUAAAAUGAGUAAAAUUGCAAAGUUUGGUUGUGAAUUGAUGUAAAAUGAGGAAAAUAUAGCCCUGUGACGUUCGCAAAUUUUGUAUAUACUUGCACCUGAAAAAUAACCAUUUUUGAGCCGAAAGUACAUGUAGUUAUUUUUACCACACGCAAUACAAAAUAUGUACAAAAUUUGCGAACUUCACAGGGCUAUAUUUUCUUCAUUUUACAACAUUUAGCAACCAAUCUUUGCCGUUUUACUCAUUCUAAGACGCACUUUCUAGCUGUGGUUUGGAUUUCAUUUCCCUUGCUUUAUAUUCUAAACCAUUUUAGUUGGUUGUUUCAUUCUUCUUGCCUUGGUCAAAAUUUAGUGUAUAUCUGGAAUCACCCAUUGUUUUAGUUCCAAGUUACUAGUAUCCCUUUGGAUAGUGCUGGGAGCCCUGAUAUAUAUAUAUAUAUAUAUAUAUAUAUAUAUAUAUAUAUAUAUAUAUAUAUAUAUAUAUAUAUAUAUAUAUAUAUAUAUAUAUAUAUAUAGUAAUAACAGUAGAUUCCAGCCCUCAAAAACCGUCAAAAUUGAGGUCGGCAAAAAAAUGCCGACCUACAUCUGACCCAGGUCGGCACGUCUCGGCAUUUUUCAAAAUGUGUUUCCAUCUUUUGGAGCACUAGUAAUCACAUAUGCGAAUCAUUGAAAUUGGAAUAUAAAGCAUGCCUUUUUCCGCGGAAACACGAACUACAGUAACACAACGGCUUUUCUUUUGAAGUUUUACCUAAAUUAAUUAUACAUACUAGAAUUUUUAAACAAUUUUUAAACCUUACACCAAAGUGUAUUUAGUUAGUGGAACUGUGAAUCGAAUUCUAUAUCGCUGACUUUUUAACAGCUAUCAGCACCAAAAAAGAUUCUUACUUUGGCUGAAUUAAGGUCAGUAAAAAUUUGCCGACCUGGGAGGUUGAUACAGUAGGUCGGCAUUGCCGAAUGCCAACCUUGUUUUCGGUGUAAUAGUUUGACAGGGUUUACAGAUUGGUUGGGAGUAAGAGCUUUGGCAUCAGAGAAUGGCAAUUCUUACAGCCUGUCACUUGAAGUCUGCAAACACUAAUGCUGACUGUGUUUAUUCUUCCUGUAGUUUCCUCCACAGUAUGCUGGUAUCAGUGAACAACAUCAACCCGCUGAACUUAUUCCCCAGUUCUCUACCAUUGAGUAUACUUUACAGGUAAACUCUAUCUACAGUACUACAAUAUAGAUUAACAAACAUAGCAGAAGAGAAGAUUACCAAAUGCCAAUAGAGCCUAGCAAAAACUAUCUUGUGCUUCUUGUUUAUACUUUCCUGUCUGACACUUUUCUGCCGACCCUAAUAUGUUUUGGAUGUGGUUGCGGUUGUUUCACCUUCUGACCCUGUUUUUUUGUUACUUGCUUUAUAAUACAACAUGAUACCAUAAAUGUGGUGUCCGUUUUAACACUUAUUAUUUUUGGAAAUGCUUUAUUUGUGUUGUGACAGUGCUAACUAAUCACUGAUGAUGAACAUUGCUGAUCAAUGUCGUGCAUUGUUGAUCAAUGUUGUGCAAGCAAAAAGAUUUUAAAAAAAGUUUUCAGACCCUACUCUAAUUUGUUCGGGAUAUGAAACCAGAACCACACAGGGUGUGAAAAUUGCAGUAUUCCAAUCGCAGGAUACUAAAACACAAGCCUUGAAAUAGCGCCGGACGUCGGACAUUUGUGUCCGGCUAAAAAAGUCAAAAAUCGAUUUUGUCCGGCAAAACUUUCGAUCUGUGGGACAUUUUGUCCGGCGGAAGAUUUUUAUUGCCACAUAAAAUUUAUUGCCACACACAUUAUGCUGUGAUAAAAUGUAUAUGUUGCCCAUUUAUGCCACUCGUCACGUCAUAUAUUGAUUAAGCAUUCUACAUAACAUAGGCCAUUACUGAUUACUACGCACAGUGCGGCGCUGUCACAAGGUGCCUAACCCAUGAAAUUCAACGGUUUUAUAAAAAGUAGUUUAAAAAUGAUGAAAUACUAAUAAAUGUUUACUGUCAAACGACAAAGACAAAAGGCACCUGAUCUCUGGUUCCAGGAAUAGUGCGAUCGCCAAGGAACGAUUUGAUCCGUGUAAUAUUCGAAAAAUCUUGAAGAUCGGCAUUCAUAUAUAACUAGAACAUAAUGUCCGGAAAUUUUAUCCGGCGCACCGAAAAUAAUUUUUAUUUCAAGGACAAGGCUUGUAACAGUAUAUCCCGACUGGCUUUGAACACUAUGAGUCCACUGGCGUCUUGAAAAUAACCACCAGCCUUUGAUUUCCAGCUUGGUGCAUGGUCUAGUUGUUGACUGUUGAGUCUCCGUUGUUAUUGUAAUUUAUGACAAUGAGAGGCCAAAAUUUAUGGUAACCAAUAUGCAGAAGUGGGAUACUAGAUUCUCAGAUGGGAUACUAGAACUUUUGAUUACAGUAACUCUGCUUAUUAUUACGGAUAAUUCACAACUAAAAUGAUUUUCACCUCAGCACCAGCGUAAUUGAUAUUCAGCUCAGCACCAGUGCAUGGUGGUAAUAUUGAUUUUGUAUUUUGAUAGCGUGGCAAUCCAGGACCAUUGAUAUUUUUACUUGUUGUUGACACUUGUAUGGACGAAGAAGAUCUACAGGCUGUGAAGGUAUAUGUGAUGUGUUGCACUGUUACAUGGUGUUAAAGGGGCAAUGUCACCGAUUUUUGACCUAAAAUACCGUUUAUUCAAAAACUGAACUACAAAGUUAAAAAUAAACAUUGUAAAUGGAUUAAGUUAUGAUAUAUAAGUCAUAUUAAACAACUUUGAACUUCCACGAAACAUGUAAUAUGACAUUUUCAUAAAAAUUGACUAAAACUUGAAAAAGUGUCUGCCAACAAUUAAUCAAGAUGCCAUUUACAAUCCAUCUCAAUCCUGGCGUAAUCUUGCCCAUCCAGACUUCUGUACAUGUUUUUUGUGUCUGUUAUUGCUUUAUUUUGUGCUUACACUCAUUCUUUUUCAGUUUUGGGCAAAAUUUGCAAGAGUUGGAAUUGCCCAAAAAUCGGUGACAUUGCCCCUUUAAACACUUCUUACAGUUUACCGCUAAUUCAAUAAUUCUCUAUUUCAUCUUACUUUUCACUAAAAUGUUCCGAACUUCGCAAAUUCGUUGCAAAGUUCAAAAGUUCAUAAUGAAGUCACGAGUCGGUUUGUAAACUGGGCAUUUGAUUGUCUGGUUUGAUUUACAGUAGUAGCCAAGAGGCUUUGUUUACAAGCCUACUUGUCAAUUUUAAUAAAAUUCACAAGUAGGUUUGUAAACAAAGCCUCUUGGCUACCACUGUAAAUCAAACCAGACAAUCAAAUGCCCAGUUUACAAACCGACUUAUGACUUCAUUAUGAACUUUUGAACUUUGCAACGAAUUUGCGAAGUUCAGAACAUUUUAGUGAAAAGUAUAAGUUGAAAUCGACAAUAAGGUUGUCUCUGAAGGUCCUUCGACCAGUCGACCUCUAAGCGCAAAUGCACAAUGGACGUGUUUGUUAUUAUGAGAUUACUUACUGUAUGCAUGCAUGUUAGUACUAUAUUUUGCUAAUAAAGUAUAUUUCUAAUAUUUAUGCAAAUCGAUCAAGUGAAUUUAAUUCCAAAGGAGUUGAGCAUACUCAUAAAUAACAUUCUUCAACGUUGAAAAGUUCAAAAAUCCCAUGAAUUCUGUCGGGUUUGCUACUGAAUUGGGUUAGACGGGCGAAUAAAAUCCGAAAUACAGUAGGUGAAAAUCACAGGAAUUCGUUAAUUAUAAAUCGCCUUUUUACGCAAUUUAAGCAAAACACCUUUGGGACUUAGCAACCGUAACUACGGAGUGUCGGAAGUAUGAAUUGCAUAUUGUAUGCAAAUCCAUCAUGCUUUUCGCGCUUAGAGGGCGAGGGUUUUGAUAUUUUUUUAUUAACUUUACAAUCAUAUUAUAUAAAAAAAUACACAUACAGCUAUGAUUGAAGGAUUGGACAACAGAACUAGAAUCCCAUACUAACGCCCGUAUUCUAAAAGCUCACUCACGCUCACACUCAAUGAGUGGAAGUUCAAUAUGAGCUUCUCUCGCGUGUCAUGGCUGUUUUUGAAUAGCUGGAGGGUUAGUGUCAUACCUUACUAUGUGACUACUCACCCUCCAGCUAUUCAAAAAGAGCAUUGACACUCAAGAGAAGCUCAGAUUGAACCUCCACUCAUUGAGUGCGAAUGACCGAGUGUGAGUGACCUUUUAGAAUACGGGCGUAAGUCCAUCCAUCUAACACUAAAACACGACAUAUUACGGACUACAAACUGGACAACGUAAAUACUGAUUUUACAGGCCUUUGCACUAUAUAAAACAUGCAAGAAUAAAUACAUAACUACACUGUACUGUGAAAUUAUUUGUUAGGUUCAGUUUUGGCCCCCACCACCACCAGCACCACUAGUUAGAAACCACUAACCACUUACAAUUUGAAAUGACAACCUUAAUUGAAUUAGCUGUAUACACUGCAUGUAGUUUUACACACUGUUACAUUAUCCCAACUAACUUUGUUGCUAUUCUGGAAUCUAACUUUUUCAGGAAUCUCUGCAAAUGUCAUUGAGUUUGAUGCCACCAAAUGCCUUGGUUGGAUUGAUCACUUAUGGCAAGAUGGUAAGGAAGAGUUGCAUAAAAAUUAGUUAUCCCUUGGAUCCAGUAAAAUAAUAAUAUAAUAAUUAUUAUAUUUAUUCAGGAUACCCACAUCACGUGCUGUACAGUACGUGUUUUUCAAUGGGGUCCUGCGUCAAAAUUAGAAUUAUUUACAAUAAUUUGUCAAUGUUUAAACCCACACCGGGCAGGCUUGAAAAAUAUGCCAGGCCACGGUGGGAUUCGAACCUACGACCUUUGGAAUACUAGCCCAAUGCUCUGCCAACUAUAGGUUUAUCUUGGUAGUGGCGUUCGUAUAGAAACGCAGGCUUCUGAUUGGCUUACACUCGUUGACAAAAUUACUAAAAAUAGCAAAUGUCAACAACAGCAUUUUGAAGAAUUUGAACUUUAUUCAUUUUAAUAUUAUAUAUUAUAAGACUAUCGAACAAAUAAAACUAGAAAUGGAAACCAAAAGCAAUAGCAAAGCAUCACAGCAAAAAGUCUAUCAUAAAUGACUUGAAUCUAUCGCUUAAAUCCAAUAUACGAAACUAUAACAGCAUUCUGAACUUCGUCUUCGGAUUGACAUCAGACUAUAGUAUAGUACAUUUUGAGGUCGUCGUGGCUUCACGGAUUAUUCUCAUUAGUGAGCAAGUCAGCAAGCGAAGGCAUACAAAAGAUACCCAAAUAUGUACGAAUAAUUAUAUUCGGUUGAUCCUCGCUGGCAUGUCAUUUAGAUAAAUAUAUAUCAUACAUUAAACGUUGUACUAUUUACUGUAUAAACUGCUGACAAUUUCGUCGUCGAUAUGGCUUCCACUAUUGGCACACUCGUGAUUUCGAAGAAAUUAAUAAAUACAUGCUCAUCUAUCAUUUAUUUAGACCACAGUUAGUAAAAUUUUAGACGUAUUCGGUAUUCCAAAUCCCAAUCUAUCUGACCGUAUUUUAGUAAUAGCUUCAAAUAUUCAGAACAUUGUUCUUUCAGUCGCACAUAGUACAAGUAUUACUGUACAUUCAAUGCCAAUGGUAGAAUUUUAUUCGGCUUUAUAUUUGUAUGUGUAUUGAUAUCUAUUUAAUAUUUGAAGAAUUCUAUAUUUUUCCGAGUAAUAUAUUGUGCGGCCCGCUAAUGCUUUGUAUUAUUGUUCAUAUAACAUUAUGUAUACAUUUUAAUAUUCAGUAUUUCUUCGUUGCACAAUGUACACGCCUUGCGUCAAUUUGACAGUUGACAGUUUAUUUAUCGCAGUCGACGCUGAUUGGUUCGCGUUUAGCAGAUGCGAAAAGGGGAUGACUGAAUAAAACGCAUGGUUCCGUGCAGGCUCACCUUUCUCCCAGUGAGCCUGUUCGCAGGCUAACAUCAUUCAUGAAAUGUGAUUUCCCCGAGAACUGUGAAUGUAUUCCAUGAUUCUCGAAGUGAAAUUUGCUCACGUCAUCUUUAUAUACGCUUGUUUGUUUACGAUCUGACGUCAAGACACGUUCCUAACAAAUGAGUCAUCCGCUGCACAAACAAGCUACCAAUAGUCAAUAUGGUUAUGCACUGCUAACAACCGUCAUGCUCUGCUAAUGACCAUUAUGCACUGCUAAUGACCAUUAUGCACUGCUAAUGACCAUAUAAUGGUUAUUUUACACAAUGGUUGAGAAAUGAGUCACAGUCCCAAACAUUUUGACGAAAUAACAUCUUUAUUUUCGGCAAGUUGUCCUUUCGGCAAACUGUCCGUUCGGCAAAAUAUCCGUUCGGCAAAACGUCCGUUCGGCAAAAUGACCGUCGGCAAAAUGUCCGUUCGGCAAAAUGUCUUUCGGCAAAGUGUCUUUCGGCAAAUUGUCUUUCUGCAAAAUGUCGGGGUACCGUUCCGAAAUAUCACUUACUCGAAACGACCAGACCGCGUAGCUCAGUUGGCAGAGCAUUGGGCUAGUAUUCCAAAGGUCGUAGGUUCGAAUCCCACCGUGGCCAGGCAUAUUUUUCAAGCCUGCCCGGUGUGGAUAUAUACUCAGAGUAACAUCACACAAGCAUCUUAUUCACCUGAGUACAUUACACCAACACAGCAAAUAUAAUGUUUAAACCGUUUAAAAAGUACAAAUAUACAUGCACGGUACAACAAUGAUAAAACGAACAAUUAAUUUAUAAUUCAUAAAUUAUGAAUUUAGUCAAUAAGUGUGAAAUAUGCCUCAAUAGGAAAAGAAAGAAAGUUGGAAUAGAACUUUAAAAUCUACGUGUUUCAUGCUUGGUUUCCGUAAACAAAUUUAGUGAUCAGUGUUUUUGACAUAAGAGCUGUGUUCAGAAUUUACUGAUCAAUUUCUCUGAUUAUAUUUUUCAAUUGAUGAUAAUUGUAUUUCAGGUUCAAGUUCAUGAAUUGGGAUGUGAAGGUUGCUCAAAGAGUUAUGUUUUCCGAGGAACCAAGGACUUGAACUCAAAACAGAUACAGGUUAGAUUGGGAUUGGAUUUCUGCGAUAUGCAGGUGUCUACGCGUGGUUAUAGCGCUGCUCUUUACCACUGAGAAUAGUUAACUGCUACUGUGGUAGGUAGAGGGUAGGGAACUUAGGUCCUGUUUAUAUGAUGCUUGUUUUAUCCAAAUUUCACGAGAAACCAUCGUAUUACAUACGUAUUACAGUACUAAUGUACUGUACAUUAAAAUGUUCGAGACAAUUGUGGUUGCAACUUCAAGGGCGGAUUUUCAUUUGUUUAAAAGGAGGGGUAGAAAUAUCUCUGGUGGGUUGCAAGCAGUACCACUCGGUGAGCUUCGGUAGGCGUUUGGUUUAAAGCCUUUCACACAAAAUAGGAGAGGUGAAGCGAAAUUUUGGUGGGGUUGGACACUUUAUUAGAGGGAUUAGAGAGAUUCUAGGGGGGGGUGGGUUAACCCCCCCUCCCCAGUAAAUCCACCCAUGUCCAACUUACGUUAAUAGCGAAUCUUCCAUUGACAAAGUUUUCCUGCCUUUGUUACAGUAAUAUCAAAUUAUACAACGCUAACGGCUUUAAAAUUUCACUCAACUGUAUAAGUUAUGCCAUAUUUUCCACUCGAGCUCAACUCGUACUUUAUGUAUAGCGCGGCCGCCAUAUUUAUUUUGUUUUGAAGCAAUCUGUGGCUGUUACUUGAGGAUUGCUCUAAACUGAUUGGUGGAUUUUAGGUCGUAUUGUUUUCCACCAGAUCAGUUUGUUACAGAUUUUUACAAAACUAAGUAAAAAAGUGUUCUAAUUUCAAUUACCGGACAAAACCCGAAAUUAGUCCACUUUUCUAACUAAAUGUUUAGUUUGAGUCAUGUUAAAUUACCAAAAGCUGUUUGGGUGUUAUUCACAACAUUUAAGCUGGGGCGGGCGGUCAUGAAGUACAUUAAGUUUGUAGCAUUUCAAGUAAUGCAUGGUCUUAACAGAACCUCAGUGAUAAAAAUGUUUGAAACAGAUUUGAAAAAGCUCGUUCAUUUGUAGUUUAUUCUCUUACCAUAUUUUAUCUGUUUAGCAAAUGCUUGGGUUAGGUGCUGGUGCUCGCCAACCCAAUGCUCAAGCUGGUGCUCGUGGGCAGAUACCAUCACAAGGCAAUGAUAUUUUUAACAGGUUGGUACAGUACAUGUUUGUAUGCAUCCUUUUCUACACAUAAACAACGUGAUCAGAUGUAUAUUGUAGUUAUUUUUAAUUAGCAAUUUUCUCAAUCUUCAGGGUUUUACUUAUCAGGUGGUAAACGAUAAAAUUUACCAUUUCCACGACUACUGAUUACCGCCUGGAGAAGCCUAGAGUUUGUGUACAUUGUUAAGAAAUAAUUAGUUGUGCAAAAAUCCUAUAAUCAAUCAGGUAUUGCUGAAAUUCCACACUAAUAAUGUGUUAGUAUCGAUUCAAAUUGGAUGCAGAAAUGUCCUAUAAGCCCGAUCGAUUAAGAACAUUUUUUUGCGGGGGAAUGAGUAGUUAAAUAACCAUAAAUGUUUAUUUAAUAAGGCUUCUUGUUGUAAAAUGGUGUUUGUGUAAAUGGUGUGUUUAGAAUAUAAAGAGUCUCACUCGAUUGAAUAAUAGUUGAAGGGUAUGGUAUACGUGUAGAUGUAAAUUACUGAGUGCAAAUUUUAUAUGCACUUUAUUAACGCGGAUUUUAAAAAUUCGCGUUAAUUUAAUUAAUGUUAAUUUAUGUGAUCGUUAAUGUUAAGUAUGUAAUUUUCAUUUAUCGUUACUUAAAAUUACCUAGAUUUGUUUUAUAUAACACUUAUUCUAACUCUUUUAAUAUCAAAAUACAGCAUAUUAACGUAAACUAAAAACAUCAGUGCUCCUCUUAACAUUAAACCUUUGUUGUUGUUGUUGUGUCUAUAUUUUCCGAUUCGCGUUAAUUGAAUUAAUUUGUUAACCAUGGAGAUCAGAUCGCGUUAAUAUAAUCAUGUUUUAAUUUGAUGUCGCAUUAAUUUAUGUCUGGUUAAUAAACUGCAUCGUUAAUGUCCUAUAAUAAGGUGUGUACAUUUAUUAGACUUGACCAGGAACAGCUGCGAAAAAUGAAACUCUACGUCCUCUGGCAGGAAUCGAACCUACUUGGAAGAAUCUUCAACUUUUGAUAUUUUCGGAAAAUUUCCUGUCCGUGAAAAGUUUUCUUGAAAAUGGAAACGGGCCUUGACCAACUGAGCUACAGAGUCCAGUUGUCGAGCUCGAACCACAAGUUCAUUGUAAAAAUCUUUAGUAUUCUAUAAAAGUUUCGAAAUGCAGGCAAUGCCAUUUCAGAGACUCACAAUUUUCCGGUGGUAUGCCUCGGACCCCCUAGAAGUUUGUAGGUACGACAUGACGCUUAAACCUGUUUAAAAACCUGUUUUAUCUGUCCCGCUCACAACUAUCGAGGACGAGAACCCUGAUAGAGUUUGUAUAGGCUAUCAGAUACAGAUCGGCUGCUCAUGUUUUAUCUAGUACUUACACAAUACAUAUCAAAACUUCCAAAAGGGACAAGCUCAACUCUCAUUGUUAUUCCACUUAAUUUUCUAGAUUUUUGCAACCAGUGCAUAAAUGUGACAUGAGUCUGACAGAUUUGCUGGGUGAACUACAGCGAGAUCCAUGGCCAGUGAGUACUGGAAACCGACCAUUAAGAUCAACUGGUGUUGCCAUGUCAAUUGCUGUUGGGCUGCUUGAGGUAGGUAGAAUAAAUACAGAAUCAGUUUAAAUUAACUUAACUUAUGCCGCGUUUACACUAUGACGCUACGGUUAACACUCCAUCAAAAAUUUACUGCGUUUCUAGUAUUGAGACAAUAUUGUGUGUUUUAUUGGUUAAAUAUUAUUGGUUUGCCGCAGCGUACUAACAACGAACCACUACAGUUGCCACUCUGAAUACAAAUCCACUACGUUUCUUAGUAUUGUGUUUACACUAGAACGGUGUGGUUUGCCGUAGCGUAUUACAGUCAAACCAGAUGUUCUCAUGCAAGCAACAUUGCAAUGUUGUCCCACAAUAUUGCAAUUUUGGUAUGCAGGUUGCUCUGAGCAAUAUGCAAGCGGCGAGAACAAAUUGCAAGUUGAAAUUCACAAAAGAUUUGUAAACAAAGCCUUCUGAUUGGACUAUUAGUAAAAAGGAAGCCAAUCAAAUAGUCUGAGCAACUGGAUUGGUGCUUCCCUUUUUCUUAUAGUCCAAUCACAGGCUUUGUUCACAAAUCUUUUGUGAAUUUCAAGUUGCAAUUUGUUCGUAUCGCUUGCAAAUUGCUCAGAGCAAUCUCCCUAUCAAAAUUGCAAUAUAUUGCAAUGUUGCUUGCAAUAGAACAUCCGGUUUGACCGUAACUACAGAUCACUACACGUUUGGCACUCCGGAUGCAAAUUACGACGCUACUGGUAAAUUUGCCGUAUAGCGUCCUAGUGUAAACGCGACCUUAUAGUUUGGCGAGACUUUUUUAUUUAUUGGUUUACGGAUUUGACUUUAAAAAUAAGAGGUCGGUAGGUCGGAAAAAAAAUUUUAAAAAAACGAACUGAGUAUAAAUGAGAACCGAAAUUCAUAAUAAUCUUUAUAAAAUUUUUUAACGUCAAUUUAAGAAAAAAAAACGCAAAAAACGUGGCUAAUCUACAUAUUGAUUGUCACAACGAUAACGUGAGCCAGCAGUACCUAGAGUCGAAGUUCACUUGAAGUGUACUUCAUGUCAGAACCCCAAAUUAAUCAUGACAUCCAAUUUUUUUUUUAUUUUUCACUUUCUGAAUAUUUACGGUCGGCGGAUCCGUAAACCAAUGAAUAAAAAAGUCUCGCCUUACCAGUCUGUCGAAAUGUGUUUUGAAAUUUAGAUAUGGGGGAAUCUUAAAACUAAACUCUGACGGCUGAAAAAUAUAUUUUCUGUAUAAUUUGCUUAUUCAGCUAUUGUAUUAUAUAUCUCAAAAAAUAAUGAAUUUUCUAGUUUCGUAUGGCAAAUAUAAAUUACAUAAAUAAAAGAUCUGCAAAAACUAUAUAUUAUAGAAGACAUUUAAACGGUUUUACUUUAAAUGCUUGUUUAAUAGGUUCGCUUAUUUGGUUAGAUGACCAAUGGGUCUAUUAUUGAAUCGAGCAUUAUUAAAAACUGUAUAAUUUCAUUAAAUGAUAAUAUUGUUGGUGUUAUAAUUUCAGUGUACGUACCCAAAUACCGGAGCCAGAAUUAUGACCUUCAUUGGGGGUUCUUGUACUCAGGUAAGAAUGUCCACUGACAGUACGUUACUCCACAUUGUUUUACAGUACAGUCUAUAGCAUUGCAUCACAUUCCCCAACACCAUUUCACAUUUCAUUAACGCUACAUGUACAUUACAUUUUGUAUAACUCCUCACUAAAUUAUCGUCAUCACGGGGCGUCGGUGGCGCAGGUGUCAAAGCAUGGAUUGUAAAAUAACUGGAUAGGAAACUUCUGACGACAUUGACCUCAUCCUUGUUGAAAAACGUGACGUCACGCGUAUUGCGAAUGUUACCAAAGUUCUCGGCAUUUUUGUUGUUCUGCUAUAUUUUCCACUUUAAAAGGGUGAUAUUGAAGCAUAAACUGGUCUAAUUGUUUUAAAAACAUGCCUAAGUCCACGACAAAGUAUUCAAGGUAAAUGUUUUUCGUCUUUGUUUUGUAUUUUUUUUUACAUUUGUAGCUACGAAAUUGGCGUCACAAAUUUUAGCGAAAUUUUCACUGUUUAGUGCUUGAAAUAUUUGCCAAAAUUGACUGGGAAUACUUAGAGUUUUCAUCGUAGAAUGGCGUGGUUAUAUUUAUUUUCUCUUUGACUAAAAUGUUUAGCUGUAUUAUUGCUAAACAUGCCGUUUUUGAGAAUUUGGUUUGUAACUAGGUUUCAACAUCCAAUCACGCCAUCAGCCCAUUGAAAACAUUAGGUCACGUCAGCUAGUUUCCUAUCCAUUUAUUUUAUUAUCCAUGAUCAGAGGAAGAGCCUUUCACCUCUGAGAUCGUGGGUUCGACACUCGCUACGGACUCGUGUGAAAAGAGUCAGUCGACGCUCUGCAGAAAGUCAUCAGGGAAAGUUGAUAGAGUGGGUUAGGAUAAACAUUCAGUACUUAGGAAAGUAAUUAAUAACAUCUCAAUGGACUUUAACCUUAUAACUAAAAUUUUGAUCUAGACAAAAAUUUCAUCACAGCUUGAAAGAGCAUCACAAAAUUAGUAAUAUUCCGAAGUUUCGUUGCGAAAUGUUGUAAAAUGCGGAUAAUAUAACCCUGCGAAAUUUGCAAUUUUCAGUAAUUUUGUAUUACAAACGGGAAAUUGAUACCCCAACACCCGAUUGGGCUGUCAAUUUCCCGUGCGUUACACAAAAUGACUGAAAAACGGCAAACUUCGCAGGGCUGUAUAUUAUCCGCAUUUUACAACAUUUCGUAACGAAACUUUGGAAUGUUACUAAAUUUGUGAUGUUCUUUCAAGCUGUGAUGAAAUUUUUGUCUAGAUUAAAAUUUUAGUUAUAAGGUUAAAGGUCCAUUGUUAUAAAGAUAAAUACUCUGGGCUAAGUAUAAGUAACAUGAGCCUAAUACUUGAUGUAAUCGGUCACUGAAAAGCCCCAAUGGUAAUUUUGAAGCUGUUGACAAAUGCAACACGAAAUGUUUGCAUUUGAGUAAAACAAAAAUUGAUGAUUUUGCCAUAUGCAGGUGUGUAAAUUUGAUACGGUUAUUUAUACUGAAAAAUUCCAAUAUAUCGUAAAUUUUGGCAUAUCAGUAUGAUUGAAAAACUCGUACCGAUAAACCGAUAUUGGUUUCAAUACCGAUAUUUUCGGUAUAUCGGUGUACCGAACAUUCCUAGUUCUUGCUAAGGUAAAUGUUGUACACGAUUCGGUACAGAAUGUUUGUACAGAAUAUUUUAACGAAGUAUGGGUUUUUAGGGUCCUGGAAUGGUGAUAGAUCACGAGCUGAAGAAUCCAAUCAGAUCUCAUCAUGACUUGGAGAAAGACAAUGCACCAUACGUGAGGAAAGCUUGUAAGGUAAAAUCAUUUAUGAUAGUAAAGUAUUGA
Paramuricea clavata is the source of this 14835-nucleotide messenger RNA. The record is from the annotation of a GenBank genome assembly. NCBI's taxonomy places the organism in Eukaryota, Metazoa, Cnidaria, Anthozoa, Malacalcyonacea, Plexauridae.